Molecule: messenger RNA, 2000 nt
Organism: Solanum dulcamara
Lineage: Eukaryota; Viridiplantae; Streptophyta; Magnoliopsida; Solanales; Solanaceae
Product: LRR receptor-like serine/threonine-protein kinase RGI5
Exons: 2
Coding region: 36-1883 (615 amino acids)
Molecular function (GO): protein binding
Source: RefSeq, a predicted model, not a curated record
UGAAGUUGGAAAUAAGCAAUACUAUUCUUAUUGUUAUGUUAGUUUUUGCACUUGAUCUCUUUAAUGCUUCUUUGGCUAACAUUGCCACUGAUGAAGCUGCUCUUUUUGCCUUCAAAUCUCACAUUUCUUCUUCUGAUCCUAACAACAACAACGUCGUCUUGCAAACUAACUGGUCUUCUUCCAUCCCAUCAUCAGUUUGCACCUGGAUAGGGAUCACUUGCAGCGGGCGCAAUAGAGUCACUGCUUUAGAUAUUUCUAGCAUGCAACUUCAUGGUACCAUUCCUCCCCACCUUGGAAAUCUCUCAUUUCUCGUUUCCCUUGACAUCAGUAACAACACUUUCCAUGGAGAUCUCCCAGAUGAGUUGACUCAUUUGCGAAGGUUGAGAUUGAUUGAUAUUACAAGAAACAAUUUUAGUGGUGCCAUUCCAUCAUUCUUAAGUUUAUUACCUAACCUUCAAUUCAUUUACCUUUCCAACAACCUAUUCUCAGGGGAAAUUCCAUCUUCCCUUUCCAAUCUAACAAAUCUUCAACAGUUCAGAAUUCAGAGGAAUUUUCUUCAAGGUAAAAUCCCUCCUGAAAUUGGCAAUCUUCAUUACUUGACGUUUUUAGACCUGCAAGGUAAUAGGCUUACUGGCUCUAUACCACCAUCAAUCUUCAACAUGACUUCCUUGAGACAACUUGCUAUAAUACGCAAUCGUCUUGUCGGUAAACUUCCUGUAGAUAUUUGUAACAGUCUCCCAAAUCUUGAAAUGCUUUUACUCUCAUCAAACAACCUGGAUGGCCUAAUCUCACCAAAUUUACAGAAAUGCUCAAAGCUACAACUGUUGACAUUGUCUGGUAAUGAGUUCACUGGAACUAUACCAAGAGAACUUGGGAACUUAACUAUGCUCACAGUCUUGCAUCUUGGAGAAAACAAUUUAGAAGGAGAGUUACCAGCUGAGAUAGGUAAACUACAAAACCUCCAAGUGCUUGGGUUAAGAAAUAAUAAGUUAAAUGGCACUAUUCCUGCAGAAAUUUUCAACAUUUCAGCAUUGCAGACAUUAACUAUGUAUGGAAAUCAGUUAUCAGGUAGUUUACCUUCAGAUUUAGGCGUUGGAACGCCUAAUCUUGAAGAUGUUUACCUUGGAUCAAAUGAUCUCAGUGGACAAAUUGCUCAGACCAUCUCGAAUGCUUCAAAGCUAACUCUUCUAGACCUUACAAACAACAAGUUUACAGGUCCAAUUCCUGAUUCACUUGGUUCGUUAGAGUUUCUUGAAGUCCUAUUCUUGGGAAGUAACAAUUUCAUUAAUGAGCCAUCUUCUUCUGAGUCAAGAUUUGUCUCGUCCCUGACUAAUUGUAGAUAUUUAAGAGAAGUGGUCAUUGAAGAUAAUCCUUUGAAUGGUUUUCUUCCAUCUUCUAUUGGAAACUUUUCUGAUUCUUUUCGGAUGUUUGUUGCUCGUAGAAGCAAACUGAAGGGCACAAUCCCAGAAGAAAUCGGAAACCUAAGUGGCUUAGGUGUGCUAGCCCUGUCUCAUAAUGACUUCACUGGUUCGAUACCUGAGAAGUUGAGCACUAUGAAGAAUCUUCAAGAAUUUUAUAUAGAAAAUAACAGCCUUAGUGGAACAAUACCUCAUGAUAUCUGUAGUUUACAGAAUCUUGGAGCUUUAAAAUUGACUGGAAAUCAAAUAUCUGGUUCAAUUCCAGCAUGUUUAGGAAAUGUUUCUACUUUAAGAUAUCUUCAUUUAGCUUUCAAUAGAUUGACUUCCACCUUACCUGAAAGCCUGUGGAGCCUUCAAGAUCUCUUGGAACUCAAUGCAUCAGCAAAUCUGUUUAGCGGGCGUAUACCUCCUGAGGUUGGUAAUCUAAAGAGUUUCGAGAAAGAUCUUCGGAUUUCACUUAGAUAAUCUUCAUUCUAGGUAUGUAAGACUAUUAUAAUGUUGUACUAAGUUCAUUGUCGUGUACUACAUCUUCAUACAGUCAAGUUGAGCUUUGAGUUUUAGUUUCAAUUACAAUAAAGUGAA